AUGGCGCCCCAAUCUGCUCCCACCCCCAAGCUGCAUCCAUCGAUCGGCCUCGGCAACCGUCGCAUCAUGCCACCCAAGCGCAAGUACUCAGAACUUGGCACCGCUGACAAGACUGCUGCAUCUACAGCCCACGCGGUGCCCCCGACUCUCCCGCCCUCUGUCGAAGAAGCCUAUCGUCGGAAAUGCGUCCAGCUCAAAAGUCGUACCAAGGAGGUUGAAGAGGCCAACGACGCCGCGCGCCUCCGGCUCGCCAGAUCGAAGCGCCAGAUUGAACGUCUCCGCAUCGAGCGCGCCUUUCUGCUUGAGCAGCUUGCCAAGCGCACAAGCACCAAUGUCGAAGACUCGGAGGGAAGCCCCAGUCCACCACCCACGCCAAAAGAGAAGCCACUCCGUAUGAAGCGCGGCAAUCGCAAAGCAGGCGAAGACGACGAAGCAAUCGCCUACCGCUGGGAUGCGACCACGGCAGCGCCCGAAGAGAUCCAGGCUUUCGAGCAAUACCUCGACGCGAACCGCGCCUCGGAAGGCGCUGAGCAAGAAUCGGAAGAGAAGCUGAUCAAGACAUGGGAAGAGGAUUCGGCAAUGAGAAAUAAGCUCGUGGAGGAAGUCUUAGCCAAGCGCAAGGCGGCAGAUGCCGAAGAAGGCCAGUCCCAGGCUGAGGAGCAGUCCAGAGAACCCGAGGUGAAGUCGGAGUCACAGACCGCCACGGGGAUGGCUGAGAAAGAAGCGUCUGAAGCGGCGGCAGAUGUCGGCAAGACCGAGGCUGAGGCUAAAGACGAGGACAUUGAGAUGGCGGACGACGACGCGAGCGCAAGAAAAACACCAGACGCAGGGGCCGAAUAA
Molecule: messenger RNA, 840 nt
Organism: Emericellopsis cladophorae
Lineage: Eukaryota; Fungi; Ascomycota; Sordariomycetes; Hypocreales; Bionectriaceae
Product: hmg box protein
Exons: 3
Coding region: 1-840 (279 amino acids)
Source: RefSeq, a predicted model, not a curated record